Messenger RNA from Pocillopora meandrina, 6221 nucleotides. The record is from the annotation of a GenBank genome assembly. Lineage: Eukaryota; Metazoa; Cnidaria; Anthozoa; Scleractinia; Pocilloporidae.
AGCUAUUGAGAGUACAGUGCAAGAUAUCUUUUUGAAAUGACUUUUCCCCUUUUUAUGUAGUUUUAGAAGCAAUAGAUAGGUAAAUGUUUACGAUUAUUUCAGUUUACGACCCACCGACAGAUUGCCAACAGGUCGCUGAUUGUCGGCCGACUGUUAGCCGACAGUCGGCCAAAACUUUGGCCUGAAACAUAACGAAAACUGUCGGCCGAUAAUUGGCUAACAGUCGGCCGACUAUCGGCCAACUGUCGACCGACUGUUGACAGACGGCCAACAGACGGCCGACAGUAUCUUUCCGGAACUGUUCUUCCCUCUUACCCAAUUUUGAGCCACCCUUAAUAAGUAAGAAACGAAAUUUCAAAUAAGUGCUCACGCCCUUAUCUGAGGAACUAUGGUGUUAAACAAUUAAGAAUUUUAUUUUUAAUUUGCAAUCAUAUGUGAACUUAAAGUCUAAUUUAGCAGUAAUACAGUUAUGAGAAAUUAGAUGCUAUUCACUCUCAAGGUUUAACUUGUUAUGAAUCCUGAGCAAUAUGUUCCUUACAGGAAGACUCACUUCACCAUUCAAGGAAAUGAGAAAAAAAACAGACUCUAACAAAGUGCUUUGCGAUUUCUUGAAAGGUUGGUCUCUCUUUGUAAACAGAUAAUAAUUUAGGUCUAAUGUAUUUAAUAUAAUUAAUAUAUUAUUAGCAUUAUGACAUGCAAAUCGAAAGAAUAAUGGAUAUCCCAGAAUUUCUUUUAGUGUUGACAGUUUGGUUUACAGCUCUUAAAAUUGUAUGAGAGUAUCUACUCUUUGUUGACCCUCAAGCAACAAAUUUGUGAAUUCAAUCAUGUUUCACAGUGUGUGUUGUUUAUUUACAUUCAUUUGUUAAUUUUGAAGUACUAUUUUUUUAUAGCAUUAAUGUUCUGAUGUUUUGAAAGACUUUCUAUGUUAUUAUAAUUCAUUGAACACAUGAGUUGAUUUAUUUAAACUGCAGAUAUACCAAUUCUUGGUUGGCCAGUUUAUGAGCUAGUUGCAAAAUAUUUGCAAAGACCGGAGAAAAAGCGUCUGCUUUUACUGAUCAGUGGGUAGAUAUAGUUACCAAUUUUCCUCAAGGGAAUGACAGUUUUUGCUUAGUGAAAGGAUGUCCUAAAAAAGAUUUAUGCCUUAGACCAGAAGAAAAUUGUUUUUUAAGGAUUAUAAUUGGGGAAAAAAGGUGAAAAGUGUGUCAGAACUUGGAGAUCUAGUGACCAAAUUGUACAUUGCAAUUAAGCCAGAUAAUUUCAAGUUUAUCUCAAUCUCUAAAACUUUGUGAAGUGAGAUACUGUUAGUCAUGCAAAUGGUUACUUUACCUGAGGGAAUUUUUACAGACAGAGUUUAAUAAUAAACUUCAAAAUUAUUUUCAGGAGCACCAGGUGUGGGAAGGAAUGAGUGAAAGAAGAUGCUACUGUCAAGCAGUCCUGAUAAAUUAAUAACAACAGUUCCUCGUAAGAUUACAAAUUGAAAUUGAAUUCACUUUUAUUAUUAAUUAUAUGUUAGUAUGGCCCCAGUUGUUCAAAGGUUGGAUAACACUAUCCACUGGAUAAAUCGUUAUCUGACGGAUAGUACAGUACGUUUUGCCAUCACUUAUCUGCUGUAUAGCCAUCUAUCUGUUGGGGUAGUAUUAACCACCCUUUGUACAACUGGGCCUAUUUAGCAAAAUUUGGUUUCACUAGAGCAACCUAUAGGGAACUUCACUGUCCGUGUUGGCCCCAACCUUUUUUUACAAAAGCUCAAUGCUCCAAAAAAGUAACAACAGCAUAUGCUUUAAUCAGUACGAACACUCAUAGAGAAAAAGUAAAGGGUAGCCUACAUGUUGCCAUACCCGUCCCCAUUUCACCCAGGUGGGGGAGGAGGGGGGGGGGUAUGGCUACACAAAGGCUAGGUAAAGGGGGACAUUAAAAUCAAACCAUACAGUCAGGAAAAUUGUAGUGUAUGAUUGUUUGCUUUUUUCGUUAUGAUCAUUAUUUAUCUUCAGUUGGUAGUUUAUCAGUAAGCCACCUCUUCAUGUAUUAACCCUUUAAACCCUACCAUCAGUAAAGGUAUUCUCCAUACUGUUUUCUAUACAUUCCCCAAAGGUGCUGAUGAGGAGAAUUUGUGUAACAAUCAACAACUUCUUUAGCUGCUGAUAAUUUUCUUUAUUCUCAUGACCUUAUUGUGGGAUUCAGGGGUGAUAUUGUAAGGAGAAAUUAGAUGCUAGUCUCUCUUAUGGAUUAAAGGGUUAAACCCAUUUUUCCUGGCUCACUUUCAAACAUAUUGAAUAUAGCCCAUUUGAUUGGCUCACAUUUUAUGAAGUAUUUUGAUAUCAGUUUGGUAAUUAAUCAUCAUCUUCUAAUUACUGCACAAGGAAAGGACCUUUUUAAAAUUUUACAUUCACUAUGCAGCAUAAUUUAAUUUUUUGUGUGUUCCUUCUAACAAGCACCCACAUGCUGAUCAGUCUGGUACUUUUCUAUUGAAUGAAUAACUUUAAACAAAAUUUAUUCUCCAGAUACAUCCAGACAUAUGAAGAGUUAUGAAACAGAUGGCAAGGAUUAUUUUUUGUAUCAAGACAAACUAUGGAGAAUUUUAUCCAGAAGAGGAAAUUCAUAGAAUUUGGAGAAUACAAAGGUUGUCUGUAUGGUACCUCAAAGGACUCUAUAACCAGAGCUCUGAAAUUCAGGAAGACCUGUGUCCUUAAGGUACAACCUGAGGUGAGUCGCAAUUAAAGUUGCUCUCAACCUUGAGCAGCACCUUUGCUUUCAACUGACUGGUGUAAAUCCUCAACUUGAAGGUGGGUCUGGGUCCCGUUUGUGGGAAUUUUUAUUCUAGAUUGACCGUACAAUUAUUUAAUUUAAUACAAAAGUGAAAUUAACAUCGAAAGUUGAAGUUACUGGAGUAUGGCCUCAUAUUAAAUCACCAAAUCUGGCUUGUAGGUGAUGUUGCUAUUAUGAACAAUGGAGUUCAAGCCGUACUGUGUCUUUGUGAAGCUUCCUCCUCUGAAGGAACCCCGCACAUCAAGACUGAAAGUACAGACGAAAAAAAAGAAGGCUUCAGAUAAGUCCUCCAUCAGGACAUUCAGCGUAAGUCUUAUUGACAAACAGGCAGACUAGAAAUAGUCCCUCUUUCUUAUUGUAAUGUGAAGUAUAGUAAAGCAAGGGAAAGUCUGUACUGGAGCCAACAGUCCAACCAACCUUGGCUUAUCUUUGUUUCUAUAGCAUGACAAGACUGGAAAUAUUCCCAAUCCCAUUGGAUGAGAUGCUACCUCCUAUAGCUACAUAUUACCCCUUGUUAUUGCAUGGACUAGUCCCAUAGUGGAUGUCACACCCAUUUGUAACUCUACCUGAAGUAACAGUAGAAUUGGACUGGCUUCCCACUAGGGGGGAACUAACAAUUUCCACUUCAUGCUAUGUAAACUGGGAUAACCCCCAGUCUGGCUUGAAAGUUGACAUUAGCUUGAGUUCAUAGGUAAUUGUUUUGAGUAUGGUGCUCCCCCCCCCUCCCUUAUCUCUCAUUCUGGCCCUAAAUAUUAUGAUUUAUAAUUAGUCCAAAACUAUGCUUGUCAUAUGAACAUAGCAAUAGCUGCCUAGCCCACUGUAGAGUCAGUAAAUGUAAAGAAUCCUAUCCUACCAACAUGUCAGCCAACACAUCAGCCGUCACACUAACCAACACACCACUGAUACACUAGAGUCUCUGUGGCUCAGUAAUAGAACAUUUGAGUGCAGAGUGCAAAGGUCUGGAGUUCAUUUCUUCAUGGGGACUUUUUUUUUCUUUUCCUUUUUUGCUGUUUUCUUUUUUUCUUUUUGACACUUAGGGAAAAUAAAUCCUUCCACCUUUAUCAUAUUCAGUAAAAUUGAAAAAUAUCAGAAUGGAAAAAUUAAACCAAUCAGGUUGCAAAUUAAGAUCAUGAUGUAAAUCUAAACCUGUGAAUUGUCCUUUGUAAAUAAGUGAUUCCAGCCUGGAUAACCUUUUCAUUGAUAUGCAGGAGGAGGAGUUACAAGAAAUAAUCAGUAAUUCUAGAAUGCUGGAGGAGACCUAUGGAAGAUUCUUUUACCUGACAGUAGAAAACAAGGACAUUGAAGAAGCCUCUGUCAGCAUUGUAGACACAUUUGAAAAUCUUGAACAGGAAGAGCAGUGGGUCCCUCUGGACUGGACUCAACAAAACUAAAAGGAGAUCUGAUAUCUUAUGUAUAAAGUGUGAGGCUGGUUGUAUCAUGAUGGCUUCACCAGUAUCCACCACACAGUUGACCAUCAAAGAACAUUUCUAGACAAACUCAAUGGAACUUAUAAACUAUUAGUACAAAAUGUGUGAUCCAUCCAUUUUGAUUUUUUCAAAAUGUAGCUGUUAACCUUUCAACUCCCAAAAUCUGAUCAUUCAUUCUCCCCUCUACACAUUUACUUACAUUAGUCACAAGUCAUAAGAAUUCGUGUAAGAUCAAGAUAGGAACUUCUGUGUGAAGAGUUUGUGCAUUCUUGUUAGCUUAGUGAGUUUGUUUUAAUUUUGAUGAGUUACUGGAUAAUAAGUUACACAAUUAAUUUCAGAUAUAGGAGUCAAAGGGUUAAAGGAUUAAAUCAUGCUGUUGCAAGCCUUGUUUUAUUUGUUAGAUAGAACACAUUAUUGGAAAAAAAUGUUUUUUAUCUUGUCACAAGAUUGGGACAAAGGUACUCAUGACAAGACAAAAAACAUCUUUUUUCAUUUCUUUAUGAAGCUUCAAACUUACCAUCUUUCUUAAAUUAUUAGAACACAUUUUCCCAUAUUAUUUUUAUAAUGUUUCAAGUUCAUAAAAACAUGAGUAGUCAGGGUAUAUGUAUUGAUAAAUUAUAAAAGAGGAUAAUUAGAAAAAGGUUAACAAGUGCCAGGCAGUUGGUCAGUGGAACUGAAAGAAUUAAUUAGGAAUGUUGAGAGUAUGGCGAGGCUGGAGAGCCUGCAAUUAUUACCACCUAAAAAUUGAAUCUUGGACUCCACAAAAUGUCCAUUUAAAUUUUGCUUUUCAAAACAUGCUUACCACAUAUUGAGUCAACCAUGUGAAACAAAGUACAUGUAAAGUGUUGAAGUGAGCUUUUUAAAUGCCAUACCAGAAGCUGGUACUGUACAAUAAACCAUGAGCAGCCCUUCCUUUUCCCCAGAGUAAAAAAAAGUUAAAAAAACAAGUUACAAUUCUUGCCUGUUAAAUUUUCUCACUUUUUUUAUUUAAUUCCAAUUGUUUCCCCUCCCCUUGAAGUAAUGUAAUGCUGAGCUUGACUUCAUCUGUAGCUGUGUUAAUGAUAUUUUUCUUCAGCAGAAUGUGUCAUUUUGCAGUGAAGGGUCAGGGGUAAUUCACAGGGUAAAUUUAUACUUUAUUGCCAUUUUCAUUUUGAAUCAAGAGUCUACAAGUUAUGGAAAAAAAAUUUAAAACCCUCAACACCCCAACAUCAGUAUGUAUAUUCUCUAUACUGAUCUCUACACAUUUCCUAAAGAGCUGACAGGGAGAAUUUGUUUAACAAUCAAGAACUGCUUUGGUUAGUGAUCAUUUCCUUUAUUUGGGGGAAUAAUGUACGGAGAAAUUAGAUGCUAAUCACUUUUAAGUGUCAGUUAAAGGGGUUGAUAUGUUAUUAAAUGGACUGUUUCAUUGUGUAACAGACUCAAGUUUGAGUCUCAGUUGUAAUUAAAAGAUUUGAGUAAACUUCAUCAAGGUUUAGGAUAUGAUUUAAUUGUUCAUAUAUUCACGUACAUCAUACAUUCAACUUACAAUAAAUACAUGGCAAAUAAAAGUAUUGAUUCCUUAGCUCACACAUAAGCCAGUUAAAUUGUUUUCAAUUAACACUUUAACUCCAAGACCUGAUUGUUAAUUCAUUUCUCUAGCUGCUUAACAUUUCUUAGUGAACUAGUUACAAAAAUUUUGUGUUAGAUCAGGACAACAGCUUCUUCUUGAUAAGGUUAGGUAUUCUCAUUACCUGUUUUCUGGAUAAUGUAGAGAUAUUAUUGGGAGACGUGACAUGUUAAUCACUUCUAGCAGUAAAAGGGUUAAAAAAUCUCUUUUUUUAAUAGUAUAGCAUGGUGUUCAUAAUUUCAAUUUCAUUUAAAAAAAUUACAUUUUUUAAUUAAUAACUAUGACCUGAUGAAUUAUUAUAUCUACAGAAACAAACAAUUCAUCUUCCAUUACCAUGUGUCCUCAAAUAAGAUUUAAACUUUUGCUUAGAGGGAGCACUCAUUGGACUGAGGGUACUUAAUUGAGGGAGGUACUUAGUGAAG